UAGUCGGCGCGGCGCCUGCGCGGCGGAAGGCGGAGCGAACCGGGCUGCGGCGGCGGUGACAGCGAUAGCCACCGAGGCGACCGCGAUAGCGGGUGGCAGGCCAUGGGCGGCCUGUGGCCCGCAGGCGGCGGCCGGGGCCUGCAGCUGCCGCUGCCGCUGCUGCUGACGUCUCUCUGGGCGGUCGCCGUGGCGCUGGAGCUGGCCUACGUAUUGGUGCACGGGCCCGGGCUGCCGGCUGCGGGGCCCCUGGCGCGGACGCUGCACAUGCUGCUGGCUGCCUUCCAACUGCUCAACCUCUUGGGCAACGCGGUCCUCUUCCUGAGCCGGAACCCGGGCAUUGGCGGUGUGCUGCUGGCUGGCCGCGCCGUGGGCCACGGCUGGGAUUACUGCUACCAGUGCCAGAGCCAGGUGCCCCCGCGCAGCGGGCACUGCCCAGCCUGCAGGGUCUGCGUCCUCCGGAGGGACCACCACUGUAUGCUGCUGGGGCGCUGCGUGGGCUUCAGCAACUACCGGCCCUUCCUGUGCCUCCUGCUCCACGGCCUGGGCCUCCUGCUCCACGUCACGGCCCUGCUGGGCCCGGCUCUGGCCGCCGUGCUGCGGGCCCACUCGCCCCCCCACGCCCUGACGGUGCUGCUGCUGCCCUGGCUCAUGCUGGUCACUGGCGGCAUCACCCUGGGCCAGUUCGCCCUGACCUUCGUGGCAGACACGUGUGUGGCCGGCGCUCUGCUCUGUGGCGCCGGGCUGCUCUUCCACGGGCGGCUGCUGCUGAGGGGCCAGACCACCCGCGAGUGGGCCCACGACCUGCGCCUCUACGACCUGGGCCCCCGGCACAACCUGCGGGCCGCCCUGGGCUCCCGCUGGGCCCUGGUGUGGCUCUGGCCCUUCCUGGCCUCUCCGCUGCCUGGGGAUGGGAUCACUUUCCAGACGACCCAAGACUGAGGAGGAAGCCAGGCCCAGGGGCCCGGGCGGGCCCGGCGGCCUGAGCUCUCCAGGUUCGGGGGCCCUGUGGAUUCGUCCCCAGCCCGAGGGGCUGCUCCCUCUCCCCUUGUCUUCGUCUACGUUCCGCUUGGGGGUUUGUCAGGCCUGCUGGGGGGGAGCCCGCCCGCCCGGCAUCGGCGGCAUCCCUGAUGCUGUGCGAUGGUCGGGCCGUUCAGGCCGAUUCUCUGUUUAGAGCCAGGCCGGAGAGCAGGACUUGAACCCGUGUCCAUUGGGGCGGGGACGGGCCCUCAUUGCACAGUCCAGGAGAAGGGGCUUUUGUGAUUUCUGAUUCACAGAUGAAAUGGGCUCAGAGAGGUCUGGGGACUGGCGGAGGCCGCCCAGCCCAGCUUCCUGAAGCAGGAGCCACGCGGGGGCCUCCUCUGCCCUCGGGGAGUGACCGCUGCCAGGACUGGGAGGAGGAGGAGGAGGAGAGCGCCUGGCGAUGUGUCGGGCCUCGGACCUGGGCACGAGGCCUCCAUCCUGCCCUGAAGGCCAGGCCCAGCCUCUCCGAUGUGUGGCUUCGAGGCCCAGGUCAGCGUCUCCCCAUCAUGAGUGCCCCACCUCCCUGUGCUUGCUGGGGGGGAGGGGGGCAGCCAGGGUGCAUUGUGGGAAUGAGUGAGCCACGCUGACUCGUCUCGGGGCUCCAUGCCGGAGCUCGCUCCGCUCCCCUCCCCUGUGGGUCUGCCCUGUGACAAGGCGUCAUUUGGUUGUGGAAACUGGGAGAAGAGGCCGGGCGGCCGGGCCACCUCGCCACCUCCGCCUGGUUCUCGAGCGUCUGUUGAGCCUAGGCCUGGCGGAAGGCGUUUGCACAGACGUGUGUGUCUCCAGUCACCCCCUUGUAGGUGAAACCCCCCUCUGUUUCCGGUCCCUGGGGGAGGGGCGCCUCUUCCUGACCCCCCCCCCCCAGUCCCCAUCUUUCCUCCACUAGAAAUCCGUUGCCUAACGUGUCGUGGCCCUGCUGGCCUUCUUGGAGUGUUUCCAAUGUGUAACGUCCGUCCCCCGUGUUUGGGCUCCAGCCUUCUGCCCAGGAAGGGGCUGCUCCCGCUCCCGAUGUGUCCGGCAAUUGGCAUGCAUUGCUUAAUAAAUGGAAACCUUUGGAAGCUCAAA
Molecule: messenger RNA, 2085 nt
Organism: Monodelphis domestica (gray short-tailed opossum)
Lineage: Eukaryota; Metazoa; Chordata; Mammalia; Didelphimorphia; Didelphidae
Gene: ZDHHC24
Product: zDHHC palmitoyltransferase 24
Biological process (GO): protein targeting to membrane; peptidyl-L-cysteine S-palmitoylation
Cellular component (GO): Golgi apparatus; endoplasmic reticulum
Molecular function (GO): protein-cysteine S-palmitoyltransferase activity
Source: RefSeq, a predicted model, not a curated record